Molecule: messenger RNA, 7399 nt
Organism: Condylura cristata (star-nosed mole)
Lineage: Eukaryota; Metazoa; Chordata; Mammalia; Eulipotyphla; Talpidae
Gene: CEP290
Product: centrosomal protein 290kDa
Exons: 51
Coding region: 148-7380 (2410 amino acids)
Biological process (GO): kidney development; camera-type eye development
Source: RefSeq, a predicted model, not a curated record
GGAAUGGUGUCGCCUAGCAGCCACCGCCGCUAGUGCUUGCUCCAGACGAGUUGGCGGGAUCCGGUGUCCGGGUGGAACCGCACUUGGGAGCGGUCAGGCGUGGUCCGGGGCUCGGCUUGAAGGUAAAGCACAGUGAAAGAAUUCAAGAUGCCACCUAAUAUAAACUGGAAAGAAAUCAUGAAAGUUGACCCAGAUGACCUGCCUCGUCAAGAAGAAUUGGCAGAUAAUUUAUUGAUUUCCUUAUCCAAGGUGGAAGUAAAUCAACUAAAAAGUGAAAGUCAAGAAAAUGUGAUACACCUUUUCAGAGUUACUCAGUCACUUAUGAAGAUGAAAGCUCAAGAAGUAGAGCUAGCCUUGGAAGAAGUUGAAAAAGCUGGAGAAGAACAGGCAAAAUUUGAAAAUCAAUUAAAAACAAAAAUAAUGAAACUGGAAAAUGAACUAGAGAUGGCUCAGCAUUCUGCAGGUGGACGUGAUACUAGGUUUUUACGUGAUGAAAUCCGCCAACUUGAAAAGCAACUAGAACAAAAAGAUAGAGAAUUAGAGGACAUGGAAAAGGAGUUGGAGAAAGAGAAAAAAGUUAAUGAACAAUUGGCUCUUCGAAAUGAGGAGGCAGAAAAUGAAAACAGCAAAUUAAGGAGAGAGAAUGAACAGCUUCGCCAGGAUAUUAUUGACUACCAGAAACAAGUAGACUCACAAAAAGAAACACUUUUAUCAAGAAGAGGAGAAGAUAGUGAAUACCGAUCACAAUUAUCUAAAAAAAACUAUGAACUUGUCCAAUAUUUGGAUGAAAUUCAGACUUUAACAGAAGCUAAUGAAAAAAUUGAAAUUCAGAAUCAGGAAAUGAGAAAAAACCUAGAAGAAUCAGUACAAGAAAUGGAGAAGAUGACUGAUGAGUAUAACAGAAUGAAAUCUAUUGUGCAUCAAACAGAUAAUCUAAUGGACCAGUUAAAAAAAGAGAAUGAUCAUUAUCGCCUUCAAGUGAAGGAGCUUACAGAUGUUCUGAAAGCAAAAAAUGAAGAAGACGAUCCUGUCAUGAUAGCUGUAAACGCGAAAGUAGAAGAGUGGAAGUUAAUUUUAUCUUCGAAAGAUGAUGAAAUUAUUGAAUAUCAGCAAAUGUUGUAUAACCUGAGAGAGAAAUUAAAAAAUGCCCAGCUUGACGCUGAUAAAAGUAAUGUGAUGGCUCUACAACAGGGUAUACAAGAACGAGAUAAUCAAAUUAAGAUGCUUUCUGAACAAGUAGAACAAUAUACAAAAGAAAUGGAAAAAAAUACUUUCAUUAUUGAAGAUUUGAAAAAUGAGCUCCAAAGAAACAGAGGUACUUCAACACUUUCUCAACAAACUCAUUACAUGAAAAUUCAGUCUAAGGUUCAAAUUUUAGAGGAGAAAACUAAAGAGGCUGAGAGAACAGCUGAAUUAGCUGAGGCUGAUGCCAGGGAAAAGGAUAAAGAACUUGUGGAGACUCUAAAGCGUUUAAAAGAUUAUGAAUCGGGAGUAUAUGGUUUAGAAGAUGCGGUUAUUGAAAUAAAGAAAUAUAAAAACCAAAUUAAAGUAAGAGAUAGAGAGAUUGAAGUAUUGACAAAGGAAAUCAAUAAACUGGAGUUGAAGAUCAAUGAUUUCCUUGAUGAAAAUGAAGCACUUAGGGAGCGUAUGGGUUUAAAUGUUGAGAAUAUGAGCCUAACUGAAAAUUAUUCUCAAGAGAAUAGACUAGAAGAAAGAAAACUUGAUUUUAUGAACCUCAAAAAUCUGAGUGAAACACAAGCAAAGAAUGAAAUUCUUUCAAAAGAGCUAACUGAAAAGGAAAGAGAUUUAGAAAGAAGUAAAACAGUAGUAGUCAAAUUUCAGAAUAAAUUAAAAGAAUUGGUUGAAGAAAAUAAGCAACUUGAAGAAGGUAUGAAAGAAAUAUUGCAAGCUAUUAAAGAAAUGCAGAAAGAUCCUGAUGUUAAAGGAGGAGAAACUUCUCUAAUUAUCCCUAGUCUUGAAAGACUAGUUAAUGCCAUAGAAUCAAAAAAUGCAGAAGGAAUCUUUGAUGCCAAUCUUCAUUUGAAAGCUCAAGUUGAUCAACUUACUGGGAGGAAUGAAGAAUUAAGACAAGAGCUCAGGGAAUCUCGGAAGGAGGCUAUGAAUUAUUCUCAGCAGUUGGCAAAAGCAAAUUUAAAGAUAGAUCAUCUUGAAAAAGAAACCGAGCUCUUACGGAAAUCCAAAGAAUCAAAUAUUGUUUUUAAAGGAAUAGACUUACCUGAAGGGAUAGCACCAUCUAGUGCCAACAUCAUUAAUGCACAGAAUGAGUAUUUGAUACGCCUGUUACAGGAACUAGAAUAUAAAGAAAAGAAUUUAAAGAAUUUAGAAGAUUCUCUUGAGGAUUAUAACAGAAAAUUUGCAGUAAUUCGUCAUCAACAAAGCUUAUUAUAUAAAGAAUAUCUAAGUGAAAAGGAGACCUGGAAAACAGACUCUGAAACUAUGAAAAUGGAAAAGAAAAAACUUGAGGAUCAAAUCCAACAAGAUGCUAUAAAAGUAAAAGAAUACAAUAAUUUGCUCAGUGCUCUUCAGAUGGAUACAGAUGAAAUGAAAAAAGCAUUUUCAGAAAACAGUAGAAAAAUCACAGUCUUGCAAGUGAAUGAAAAGUCACUCAUAAGGCAGUAUACUACUUUAGUAGAAAUGGAACGUCAGCUUAGAAAAGAAAAUGGGAAACAGAAGAAUGAGUUAAUGUCAAUGGAAGCUGAAGUUGGUGAAAAAAUUGGACAUUUGCAACGAUUUAAGGAAAUGGCUGUCUUCAAGAUUGCAGCUCUCCAGAAGGUUAUAGAUAAUAGCGUCUCUCUGUCUGAACUAGAGUUGGCCAAUAAGCAAUAUAAUGACCUCACUGCUAAGUACAGGGACCUUUUACAAAAAGAUAAUAUGCUUGUUCAAAGAACAAAUAACUUGGAACACUUAGAGUGUGAAAAUGCAUCCCUAAAAGAACAAAUGGAAUCUAUAAAUAAAGAACUAGAGAUUACCAAGGAAAAACUUCACACUAUUGAACAAGCUUGGGAACAAGAAACUAAGUUAGGAAAUGAAUCUAACAUGGAUAAGGCAAAAAAAUCAAUAACCAACAGUGAGAUUGUUUCUAUUUCAAAAAAAAUCACUAUGCUGGAGAUGAAGGAAUUAAACGAAAGGCAGCGGGCUGAACAUUCUCAAAAAAUGUAUGAACACAUAAGGACUUCAUUAAAGCAAAUGGAAGAACGUAAUUUUGAAUUGGAAACCAAAUUUGCUGAGCUUACUAAAAUCAAUUUAGAAGCACAGAAGGUGGAACAGAUGUUAAGAGAUGAAUUAGCUGAUAGCGUGAGCAAGACAUUAAGUGAUGCUGACAGGCAACGGAUUCUAGAAUUAGAGAAGAAUGAAAUGGAACUAAAAGUUGAAGUGUCAAAACUGAGAGAAAUUUCUGACAUUGCCAAAAGACAAGUUGAAAUUUUGAAUGCACAGCAGCAGUCCAGGGAAAAGGAAGUAGAGUCCAUCAGAAUGCAGCUCUUACACUACCAGGCACAGUCAGAUGAAAAGGCGCUAAUUGCCAAGUUGCACCAACAAAUUGUCUCUCUUCAAGUCAGUGAGGCUACUGCUCUCUGUAAAUUGGAGUCGACUGCAUCUAAGCUACAGAAGACGGAGGCCUGUAAUUUACGCUUAGAGCAGAAACUUGAUGAAAAAGAACAGGCUCUCUAUUAUUCACGCUUGGAGGGGAGAAAUAGAGCCAAACAUCUUCGCCAGACUAUUCAGUCUUUACGGCGACAGUUUAGCGGAGCAUUACCCUUGGCACAACAAGAAAAGUUCUCUAAAACAAUGAUUCAGUUGCAAAAUGACAAACUUCAGAUAAUGCAAGAAAUGAAAAAAUCUCAGCAAGAACGUCAAAAUAUGGAGAACAAAACAUUGGAGAUGGAAUUAAAGUUAAAGGGGCUGGAAGAAUUAAUAAGCACUUUAAAGGAUGCCAGGGGAGCCCAGAAGGUAAUCAACUGGCAUAUGAAAAUAGAAGAACUUCGUCUUCAAGAACUUAGAUUAAAUCGAGAAUUAGUCAAGGAUAAAGAAGAAAUAAAAUAUUUGAAUAAUAUAAUUUCUGAAUAUGAGCAUACAAUUAGCAGCCUAGAAGAAGAAAUUGUGCAGCAAAACAAGUUUCAUGAAGAAAGACAAAUGGCAUGGGAUCAAAGAGAAGUUGAGCUGGAACGUCAACUAGAUAUUUUUGACCGUCAGCAAAGUGAAAUACUGAAUGCAGCACAAAAGUUUGAAGAGGUUACAGGAUCAAUGCCAGACCCUAGUUUGCCUCUUCCAAAUCAACUUGAGAUUGCUCUGAGAAAAAUUAAGGAGAACGUUCGAAUAAUCCUAGAAACACGAGCAACUUGCAAAUCACUAGAAGAGAAGCUAAAAGAAAAAGAAUCUGCUUUACGGUCAGCAGAACAAAAUAUUCUAUCAAGAGACAAGGUUAUCAACGAGCUGAGACUUCGAUUACCUGCCACUGUAGAACGAGAAAAGCUUAUUGCUGAGCUAGGUAGAAAAGAAAUAGAACCAAAAUCACAUCACACAAUGAAAAUUGCUCAUCAGACCAUUGCAAACAUGCAAGCAAGGUUAAAUCAAAAAGAAGAAGUUCUAAAGAAGUAUCAACAUCUUCUUGAAAAAGCCAGAGAGGAACAAAGAGAAAUUGUUAAGAAACAUGAAGAAGACCUUCAUAUUCUUCAUCAUAAGUUGGAACUACAGGCUGACAGUUCACUCAAUAAAUUUAAACAGACAGCUUGGGAGUUAAUAAAGCAAUCUCCUGCUCCAGUUGUUACCAGUAAGCAUUUUAUUCGUCUGGCUGAGAUGGAACAGACAGUGGCAGAACAAGAUGACUCUCUCUCUUCACUUUUGAUGAAACUAAAAAAAGUAUCCCAAGAGUUAGAGCAACAAAAAGAAAUCACUGAAUUAAAAAUCAAAGAAUUUGAAAAUGUCAAAUUACGGCUCCAAGAAAACCAUGCAGAUGAAGUAAAAAAAGUGAAAACAGAAGUAGAGGACUUACGGUCCCUUCUGGCCCAGUCACAAAAAGAGUCACGAAGUUUAAAAUCUGAACUGCAGGCUCAAAAAGAAGCAAAUUCAAGAGCUCCAACAACUACAAUGAGAAAUCUAGUGGAAAGACUUAAGAGCCAAUUAGCCUUAAAAGAGAAACAACAAAAAGCACUUAGUCGUGCCCUUUUAGAACUUCGGGGAGAGAUGACAGCAGCAGCUGAAGAACGUAUUAUUUCUGCAACUUCUCAGAAAGAGGCAAAUCUCAAUGUUCAACAAAUUGUUGAUCGUCAUACAAAAGAGCUAAAGUCACAAAUUGAAGAUUUAAGUGAAAAUCUUUCAAAAUUGAAAGAAGCUCUUAAAACAAGUAAAAAUAGAGAGAACUCACUAACUGAUAAUUUGAGUGACAUUACCAAUGAACUACAAAAGAAACAAAAAGCCUAUAAUAAAAUUCUUAAAGAGAAAGAUGAAAUUGAGCAAGAGAAUGAUGAACUAAAAAGGCAAAUUAAAAGACUAACCAGUGGAUUACAGAGCAAACCUUUCACAGAUAAUAAACAAAGCCUAGUUGAAGAACUACAAAAGAAAAUUAAAAAACUGGAAAGCCAGUUGGAAAGAAAGAUGAAUGAGGUAGAAAUAAAGCCUAUAAAGGAAAAGAAUGCUAAAGAAGAAUUAAUUAGGUGGGAAGAAGGUAAAAAAUGGCAAACCAAAGUAGAGGGAAUUCGAAACAAGUUGAAAGAGAAAGAAGGAGAAGUCUACAUUCUAACAAAACAGUUGAAUACUUUGAAGGAUCUUUUUGCCAAAGCUGACAAAGAGAAACUUACUUUGCAGAGGAAACUAAAAACAACUGGCAUAACCGUUGAUCAGGUUAUGGGAGUACGUGCUUUGGAGUCAGAAAAAGAGUUGGAAGAAUUAAAGAAGAGAAAUCUUGACUUAGAAAAUGACCUAUCAUAUAUGAGGACCCACCAAGCCCUUUCUCGAGAUUCUGUUAUAGAAGAUUUACGUUUGCAAAACAGGUACCUCCAGGAAAAACUUCAUACUUUAGAAAAACAGUUUUCAAAGGACACAUUUUCUAGGCCGUCAAAUUCAGAACUAGAGUCAGAUGAUCGUAGCCAAAGAGAACAGGAACUUCAGAAGGAAAAUUUGAAGUUGUCAUCUGAAAAUAUUGAACUAAAAUUUCAGCUUGAACAAGCAAAUAAAGAUUUGCCGAGACUAAAGAAUCAAGUAAGCGAUCUGAAGGAACUGUGUGAAUUUCUUAAGAAAGGAAAAGCAGAAGUUGAGCGGAAACUUGGCCAUGUGAGAGGGUCUGGUAGAAGUGGAAAAACAAUCCCAGAACUAGAAAAAACCAUUGGUUUAAUGAAAAAGGUAGUUGAAAAAGUCCAAAGAGAAAAUGAACAGUUGAAGAAAGCGUCAGGAAUAUUGACGAGUGAAAAAAUGGCUAACAUUGAGCUAGAAAAUGAAAAGUUGAAGGCUGAAUCAGAGAAACUUAAAGUUCAUCUUGGACGUCAGUUGAGCAUGCAUUAUGAAUCCAAGACCAAAGGCACAGAGAAAAUUGUUGCUGAAAAUGAAAGGCUUCGUAAAGAACUUAAAAAAGAAACUGAAGCCGCAGAGAAAUUGCGAAUAGCUAAGAAUAAUUUAGAGAUUUUAAAUGAGAAGAUGACAGUUCAACUAGAAGAAACUGGUAAAAGAUUGCAACUUGCAGAAAGCAGAGGUCCACAGCUUGAAGGUGCUGACAGUAAGAGUUGGAAAUCAAUUGUUGUCACAAGAAUGUAUGAAACCAAGUUGAAAGAACUGGAAACUGAUAUUGCCAAAAAAGCCCAAAGUCUUACUGAUCUUAAACAACUUGUAAAAGAAAUGACAGAGAGGGAACAGAAAGUUAAAAAAUACACCGAAGACCUUGAGCAACAGAUUGAGAUUCUCAAACAUGUUCCUGAAGGUGCUGAGACAGAGCAAGGCCUCCACCGGGAGCUUAAAGUUCUUAGAUUAGCUAAUAGUCAGCUGGCAAAAGAAAAUGCAGAAUUAAUUCAUCAACUAGAAGUUAACAAAAAUCAAGGUGGAGCUGAUGGCACCAUACCUGAUACUGGUCAACUAAAAGAAACGGUAAAAGAUCUAGAAACACAGCUCAAAACCUCAACUCUAGAAAAGCAGCAUUUGAAGGAGGAAAUAAAGAAGCUGAAGAAAGAACUGGAAAAUUUUGAUCCUUCAUUUUUUGAAGAAAUUGAAGAUCUGAAGUAUAAUUACAAAGAAGAAGUGAAAAAAAAUAUUCUCUUAGAAGAGAAGUUAAAAAAACUUUCAGAACAAUUUGGGGUUGAAUUAACUAGUCCUAUUGCUAUUUCUGAGCAGUUUGAAGAUGAAGAGGAAAGUCCCGUUAAUUUCCCCAUUUAUUAAAGACCACCUACUGCUAUAG